Molecule: messenger RNA, 1513 nt
Organism: Entelurus aequoreus (snake pipefish)
Lineage: Eukaryota; Metazoa; Chordata; Actinopteri; Syngnathiformes; Syngnathidae
Gene: rraga
Product: Ras-related GTP binding A
Exons: 10
Coding region: 234-1181 (315 amino acids)
Biological process (GO): regulation of autophagy; cellular response to amino acid stimulus; positive regulation of TOR signaling
Cellular component (GO): lysosome; nucleus; Gtr1-Gtr2 GTPase complex
Molecular function (GO): GTPase activity; GTP binding
Source: RefSeq, a predicted model, not a curated record
CGUCCCGUCAUGUGACUGCGGCGUAAACAGGAAGCAGCUGAGCGCUACUCCAAUGCCUGAUCCCAUCAAGUAAUGUACACAAGUGGACUCGUUAAACCCCAGCAACCCUAUGUGUACGAUUGAUUGAAUACACGUAACCUCUCUGUCCAGGUCGGCUGAGCAGCAAGAGGACCCAGCCAGAAGUCAUCUGAUCUGCUGCUCACAGGAAGCUUCCAUCGUGUCUGCAUAAGGGGAUGUCCAGCUCAGCCAUGAAGAAAAAGGUGUUACUUAUGGGGAAAAGUGGGUCUGGGAAGACCAGUAUGAGAUCAAUAAUCUUUGCCAAUUACAUAGCUCGAGACACACGGCGCCUUGGAGCUACAAUUGAUGUGGAACACUCCCAUGUGCGGUUUCUUGGCAAUCUGGUUCUGAACCUCUGGGAUUGUGGAGGGCAGGACACAUUCAUGGAGAACUACUUCACCAGCCAGAGGGACAACAUCUUCAGGAACGUGGAGGUGCUUAUUUAUGUAUUUGACGUGGAAAGCCGCGAGCUAGAGAAAGACAUGCAUUACUACCAGUCGUGUCUGGAGGCCAUCUUGCAGAACUCCCCAGACGCUAAAGUCUUCUGUCUCGUGCACAAAAUGGAUCUGGUGCAGGAGGACCAGAGAGACCUGAUUUUCAAAGAGCGUGAGGAAGAUUUAAAGAGACUCUCCCGACCUUUGGCCUGCACAUGCUUCAGGACGUCCAUAUGGGAUGAAACCUUGUACAAGGCAUGGUCCAGCAUAGUUUACCAGCUUAUCCCAAACGUCCAGCAACUGGAGACAAACCUGACAAAUUUUGCACAGAUUAUCGAGGCAGAUGAAGUCCUUCUCUUUGAGAGAGCCACUUUCCUGGUGAUCUCCCACUACCAGUGUAAAGAGCAACGUGAUGCUCACCGCUUCGAGAAGAUCAGUAACAUUAUCAAACAAUUCAAACUCAGCUGUAGUAAACUGGCGGCCUCGUUCCAGAGCAUGGAAGUAAGGAACUCCAACUUUGCGGCCUUCAUCGACGUCUUCACCUCCAACACAUAUGUCAUGGUCAUCAUGUCAGACCCGUCUAUUCCUUCUGCAGCCACCCUCAUCAAUAUCCGUAAUGCUAGGAAACACUUUGAGAAGUUGGAGCGGGUGGACGGACCCAAACACAGCCUGCACAUGCGCAUGCGCUAGCAUGCACAUUUUUGUCCACAGCAGAUCCUCUCAGCCAAUCAGCUCACAGAUCGUCGUGCAGGAGUCCUGCAUCUUCGCCUUAUUAUAUCCUCACAUUCAAUCACUCUUACUAUGAGGAAGUAAACCCCACAUUUUCGGUCUAAUUUCUUAAGUGAUCUUGGGAACACAAGUUUAUUUUGAAGGGGGGUAUACGGUAAUGUACCUCGCUGUCGUAGACAAAGACCCCAGUGAUCAGGGCAUCUCUUUUUCCGCAUGAAACGCAACAGCUAGUACUCCUGCGUAAAGUGUGCUGUUCUUUGAAAAUACAAGCAAUAUAGUUUUAUUCAAAAAUA